Molecule: messenger RNA, 2177 nt
Organism: Gadus chalcogrammus (walleye pollock)
Lineage: Eukaryota; Metazoa; Chordata; Actinopteri; Gadiformes; Gadidae
Gene: thoc1
Product: THO complex 1
Exons: 21
Coding region: 59-2023 (654 amino acids)
Biological process (GO): mRNA export from nucleus; signal transduction; regulation of DNA-templated transcription elongation
Cellular component (GO): THO complex part of transcription export complex
Molecular function (GO): protein binding
Source: RefSeq, a predicted model, not a curated record
GUCCCCGGAAGUAGUUGGUUGGUCGUGUGAAUGCACUAACAAACAUUGUUGUGCAAAGAUGACUACGUCCUUGUACAAUUUUAUCGAUGCUAAAGACAAAUUUGCGGCGUCGGCUGUAAGUGCUCUGGCAGGGAGGACCAGCAAGCCCUUGAUCAAUGCCUUCAACCAAAUUACUGGGAACGAGGCGGAAAAGAAAACCACACUUGACCAGUCUUUAAGGGGUGUCCUCGGGGAUCAGAUUGUUGAACAGAAGGCAAGCUGUGAUGAGUACCUGGCACUCAUCUAUAUUAGCAUCGAGGCCGUAACAGAAGGGAUUUGCUCUGCCACGACCCCAUUCCUCUUACUGGGAGAUGUGCUUGACUGCCUUCCCCUCGAUCAGUGUGACAAGAUAUUCUCAUUUGUGGAGGAAAAUGUUUCCACCUGGAAGUCGAGCACGUUUUACUCUGCAGGGAAGAACUACUUGUUGCGGAUGUGUAACGAUCUCCUGAGACGGCUGUCUAAAUCCCAGAACACCGUGUUCUGUGGGCGGAUCCAGCUCUUCCUAGCACGCCUCUUUCCACUGUCUGAGAAAUCAGGUCUUAAUCUCCAGAGCCAGUUCAACCUUGAGAACAUCACAGUGUUCAACAAGAAUGAACAGGAGAGUACACUCGGGCAGAAGCACACUGAGGAAAAGGAAGAUGGCAUGGAGGUGGAGGAGGGGGAGAUGGGCGAGGAAGAGGUCCCUGCCACCUGCUCCAUCCCCAUCGAUUACAACUUGUACCGGAAGUUCUGGACGUUACAGGACUACUUCAGGAACCCCUUGCAGUGCUACGAAAAGUUCUCCUGGAUGACCUUCCUCAAGUACUCGGACGAGACCCUGGCAGUGUUCAAGAGCUUCAAGCUGGACGACAUGCAGGCCUCUAAACGGAAGCUGGAGGAGCUGAGGACUUCCGCCGGAGAACACGUCUACUUCGCCAAGUUCCUCACCAGUGAGAAGCUGAUGGACCUGCAGCUCAGCGACAGCAACUUCCGGAGGCACAUCCUCCUGCAGUACCUCAUCCUCUUCCAGUACCUCAAGGGCCAGGUCAAGUUCAAGAGCUCCAACUACAUUCUCAAUGAUGACCAGACAGUGUGGAUCGAGGAGACCACCAAGCUGGUCCACCAGCUCUUGAAGGAGAUCCCUCCCGAGGGUGAGAAGUUCAGUGCCAUGGUGGAGCACAUCCUCAACACCGAGGAGAACUGGAACGGCUGGAAGAACGAGGGAUGUCCCAGCUUCGUCAAAGAGAGGGUGGUGGACGACAAACCCAAGAGGCCCGUCAGGAAGAGGCAGGCACCGGAGGACUUCCUCGGGAAAGGCCCCGACCGAAAGCUCUUCAUGGGAAAUGACGAGCUGACCAGGCUGUGGAACCUGCACGCUGACAACAUGGAGGCUUGCAAGUCUGAUGACAGGGAGUUCAUGCCGUCGCUCGACGAGUUCUUUGCAGAAGCCAUCGAACAGGCGGACCCAACCAACAUGGUGGAGGAUGAGUACAAGGUCGUACGGAACUCCAACUAUGGCUGGCGGGCUCUGAGGCUCCUGUCCAGACGGAGUCCUCACUUCUUCCAGCCCACCAAUCAGAAGUUCAAGAGCCUGGCGGACUACCUCGACAGCAUGGUCAGCAAGCUGGCCAAAGAGCUGCCCAAAGACAUCCCCUCAGAGGAGAUCAAGACCGGGGAGGAGGACGACGACGACAACGGAGACAACCUUCUGAAGGAGAGCAAUGACAGUCCCAGCAUGCAGAGCAAGAUGGUGUCCAACCAGCAGAUGGAUGACGUUGCAGCCAAGCUGGGAGCCAAGUGGAAGACCUUGGCCGGGCAGCUGGAGAUGAAGGCGUCGGAGCUGCGGGAGAUCGAGACGGACAGCGAGGAUGUGGACAUGCAGGCCAAGCUGCUGCUGGUGGCCUGGCAGGACCGAGAAGGGACCCAGGCCACAGUGGAGAACCUGGUCUCUGCCCUCAACGCAGCUAGCUUCACUCAGAUCGCAGACAACCUCAGCGAGGCAUAGUUAGAGCAUGCCCAAAACAUACAUGUUUUUUUUAUUGAGUCAAUAGUUUAAAUUUUGUAUGUUGUGUCCUUGGAGCCCUGCCCCCAAGUGGGUUUUUUUUUUUUUUGCACCGUGAGAAUAAAGCAAGUUUUUCUAAUAAACAGAUUUUUAUUUG